This is a messenger RNA of Acaromyces ingoldii, 1649 nucleotides long. RefSeq names its product enolase C-terminal domain-like protein. Gene Ontology annotation, biological process: amino acid catabolic process; carbohydrate catabolic process. The transcript has 4 exons. Gene Ontology annotation, molecular function: magnesium ion binding; hydro-lyase activity. Bases 109 to 1569 code for a protein of 486 amino acids. Lineage: Eukaryota; Fungi; Basidiomycota; Exobasidiomycetes; Exobasidiales; Cryptobasidiaceae. The record is from RefSeq and is a predicted model, not a curated record.
GGUUCACCUUCCUUCUCAUCCUCAAAAGGGGCGCCAUACGAUUCGAUUCUCUCUCCCCCAUCUUCCCCCACCUCUUUUCCCCUCCAGACCCCAUCCUUGACCACCAGCAUGGCAGACCUCUACAUCGUUGACUUCAGCAUCCACGAUGUGCGUUUCCCGACGAACCUUUCCGGCGAUGGGACCGAUGCGAUGAACAAGGAGUGCGACUACUCGGCGGCCUAUGUCAUCCUCUAUACCGGCCCCAAAGGCUCGGCUGCCAACAAAGAUCUCAAUGACGCGAGCGCGUCCCCUCGAGGAUUCGGCAUGACCUUCACCAUCGGUCGAGGCAACGAGAUCUGCUGUGCGGCCAUCAAGAGCCUCGUCGAGCAUGCACUGCUGGGAAAGAGCGUCCGCAGCCUCACGUCCGACAUGGGCAAGACGUGGGAGGCGCUCGUGACCGACUGCCAGCUCCGAUGGCUCGGGCCUGAAAAGGGCGUCAUUCACCUCGCGUCGGCUGCAGCCGUCAACGCCGUUUGGGACCUGUAUGCGCGCAUCGAAGGAAAGCCCCUUUGGCUGCUCAUUGCUUCCAUGUCGCCAAAGGAGCUCGUCUCCAUCGUGCCCUUCAAGUACAUCUCCGACCUCGUCACGCCGGCCGAGGCGCUGGCCAUCUUUGAGGCCGCCGAAAAGGACAAGGCGAAGCGCAUUGCAGAGCUGCAAGCUGACGGCUACCCAGCAUACACCACUUCGGCCGGUUGGUCCGGGUACGACGACGCCAAGGUGGCACGAUUGACUCGGUCGGCACUUGCGCAAGGCUUCAACCACUUCAAGCUCAAAGUGGGCGCCAACCUCGAGGACGACAAGCGUCGUCUGGGCCUCGUGAGGAGCAUCGUCGACAACCCCGCUGAGAUUCCCAAGGGCUGGGUCCGGCCGUCGGAAGCGAGCGUUGCUGGCAAGAACGCAGGCCCCACGGGUGCUGUUGUCAUGAUCGACGCCAACCAGGUCUUUGACGUGUCGGAAGCCAUCGACUACAUCUCGCAGCUUGCCUCCUUCAAGCCCUGGUUCAUUGAGGAGCCCACCUCGCCCGACGAUGCUCUGGGCCACGCUGCCAUCCGGAAAGCGCUGCUGCCGCUUGGCGUCGGUGUUGCUACGGGCGAGCACGCCCACUCGCGGGUCGUCUUCAAGCAGCUCCUCCAGGCAGACGCCAUCGAUGUCGUCCAGAUUGACUCGUGCCGCCUCGCUGGCCCGCAAGAGGUGCUCGCUGUGAUGCUCAUGGCUCGCAAGUGCGGCAAGAUUGUCUGCCCGCACGCAGGCGGCGUCGGCCUGUGCGAGUACGUGCAGCAUCUCAGCCUGCUCGACUAUGUAUGCGUCAGCACGACGAUGGAGCGAAAUGUCCUCGAGUGGGUCGAUCAUCUCCAUGAGCACUUCAAGGACCCAGCAAAGAUCUCGGAGAAGGGCAGGUACGUUGCGCCAAGCGCACCAGGCUACAGCAUGGAGAUGCUCGCAAGCUCCAUCGAGGACUAUACCUUCCCUACCGGUUCUUACUGGUCAAAGGGGACCGCGAGGACACCUCCCAAAGUCGAGGGUCACUAAUCUUGACACUAAGCCUACUCUCACACCCCUCAUAUCUUCGUACAUAUAUAAGAUUCUGAGCAAUGCACUGAAGAAAGAAU